AUAAUGAUGAUGAGCAAAUUUCUGAUGACUUUACUAUCUAUAAUGUUGAUGAUAACGAGAAUGAAGAUGAAAAUGAAAUUUUAAAUACUAAUCAAUGGGAUCAUAUUAUUCAAAAUUGGAUAAACAUGUUGGAUGAUGAAAAUCAUUUAACAAAUGGAGAGAGAAUUCAGGAAGAGCCAUUAUACUUUGAAUUGGUUGGUCUUUCUAUACAUCCGGCUGAUGAUCCACUUGCUAAAUAG
Messenger RNA from Ambispora leptoticha, 239 nucleotides. The record is from the annotation of a GenBank genome assembly. Lineage: Eukaryota; Fungi; Glomeromycota; Glomeromycetes; Archaeosporales; Ambisporaceae.